AUGGUAACUCCAUGUUGAUAACAAACGCAUGGCCAAUGGCCGAGUUCAAAAUUCUUGUGUUUACUGACAUUCUGUCAAGCAGCAAUGUAACCGGGAAGAAUUUUCCGUAUUGAUUAAACAGUUGUAGUUUAACAUUUAUUUACUGUUAGUGCAGUGCAGUACAUAGUUAGUAGUUACUGAAUUACUUGAAGCCAUGUUCAAGAACACUUUCCAGUCGGGUUUUCUUUCAAUUCUUUACAGCAUAGGAAGCAAACCUCUACAAAUAUGGGAUAAAAAAGUACGAAAUGGUCACAUAAAACGAAUAACAGACAACGACAUUCAAAGUCUUGUCCUAGAAAUAGUUGGGACCAAUGUCAGCACAACUUAUAUUACAUGCCCUGCAGAUCCAAAGAAGACUUUAGGCAUCAAACUGCCUUUCUUGGUUAUGAUUAUUAAAAAUCUUAAAAAAUACUUUACUUUUGAAGUUCAGGUUUUAGAUGAUAAAAAUGUGAGAAGAAGAUUCCGUGCCAGUAAUUAUCAGUCUACUACUCGCGUAAAGCCAUUUAUCUGUACAAUGCCUAUGAGACUCGAUGAGGGAUGGAACCAGAUUCAGUUUAACCUCGCUGACUUCACUCGGCGGGCAUAUGGGACAAAUUAUGUUGAAACACUCCGUGUCCAAAUUCAUGCAAAUUGUCGUAUCCGAAGAGUUUACUUCUCUGAUAGAUUAUACUCAGAAGACGAAUUACCUGCUGAAUUUAAAUUGUUUUUACCUAUACAAAAUAAGACUAAAACCGCUGUAGCUACUUAAAGAUGUUUGUUGUAUAAAAAAAUUAAUGCACAGUA
Messenger RNA from Papilio polytes (common Mormon), 822 nucleotides. It is a transcript of the gene Bug22, whose product is annotated as cilia- and flagella-associated protein 20. Gene Ontology annotation, biological process: regulation of cilium beat frequency involved in ciliary motility; positive regulation of cell motility; cilium assembly. Lineage: Eukaryota; Metazoa; Arthropoda; Insecta; Lepidoptera; Papilionidae. Gene Ontology annotation, cellular component: motile cilium; ciliary basal body. Bases 194 to 787 code for a protein of 197 amino acids. The record is from RefSeq and is a predicted model, not a curated record. The transcript has 2 exons.